AGAUGGAAUUUCGUGAUCACUGUCACAUGAGAUGGGAGAAAAAUUAAGCAGAAGUUGUACUGCAAUUAGUUCUCUUCCUUAAUCAUGUUCCAUUGAUGGCCUUUCCUCUCUGUUCCCUAGGUAUGCACAAUUGCUGCAGCAAUUUAUCAUCCCCAAUUCUUGUGUCACGGAAUCUGGAAACACUUCCCAUCCAGCAUACAAAACUGUACUCCCACUUUGGAUCAGUUUGUUCAUGUAUUUUUCUGUCCCCUUGAGCCUGUGUUAAGUUUGAGCAGCAUACGUGUGCAGAACCAUAAUAUGUUCUUGCAUCUUUUUCCUUGUCAUCUGUUCAAGAAUACUAUAUGCCCCUUCCAGAAAAAGCCAUGGAUCAUCAAAGAGUAUGUUGAUGCAACAGGCCUAACACAACAACCAAAAUUUGUAGCAUCCUCCAUGCUUCCCAAUAGCUUUCUAGAAUCCAAUUCUAAACUGCACAGUUGGAGCAAACAACUUAAAGAGAAGCUUAAAUCCAUCUCCAGCAUCAAUUCUGCCAUUUUGCAAAGAUUUUUAGCAUCACGACCAUGACAUCCAUCACCUUCAAAAGCAUUUCCUUUCUUCCUUUCAACCUCACAAAGCUUGAUUGCCCCUUCUGCUCUAACCGCCCGGAGCAGUGCCUCCAUGAAUGACCCAUAAGCACAAGUCACAAACGCAAUGCUCUUCUCCAGUGCCUCUCUCAAUGGCUUUUCAGCCUAUUCGACCCUCUCUGUCCAGCAAGCGAUCGGAAGUGUGCUCAGAACACUGUAAGUCGUGGCCUUCUCUUCGUCAAUUUAUCGAACAACUUGUGCGCGACCCUCAACUUCUCCGACUGGCACAAUCCAUACAAGAAUUCAUCGGCUUCCAAGUCGUUCCCCAACUCUACAAAAGCACCGGAACAGAGCACAUUAGGCAAUUCAUCUGCUUCAAAUCCCUUCUCCUCCAUUCGCUUCGGAACAGUUCUACCCAACCGAUUAGACCGAUUUCUCCCGCAGAAAGCGCCAAUAAAGGCCAUGUAGCCCUGCCUGCUCAGUCUCCAGGGACACCUCGAAAUCCUGCGAUAGAGUAGGUUGAUGUCAGAGGCGUCUUCGCGGUGGCGGCGGCAGAGACCGAUGACGAAAUCUGAAGCACCGUCGGAGACCCGAUCGAUCCCGAAAGCAUGCGGCAAUUCGCAUUCGAUUUGAGAUUACUAUGGGAUACUUGAUCGAAUGGUCUGGAGAAGACGCCUCGAAGAUCGACCGACGUGAUCCGUCUCCAGGUGGGUUAAACCUUCCUGAUCGUGCCACCUGGAUAGGCAGCCCUGAUGGCAGCGCGGUGGGGCGCAGGUAAACCGUCACCGACUCGUUUAGACUCUCAUCUCACCACCAUCGCCACUUUGCUCACCUACUCAAACCUGUUUCACCAUCCCACUACUUUCUUCUCUCUCUAUAUACGCAUCCAUCUCUCUGCGAACCAUAAAGCUUGCCCACCUCUUGCCACGAUGACGCUCGCGUUCCUCCCGGAGGCAUUGCGGGCGGUGCUCCUCGUCCAGCGGCCGCUGCUCCUCUACGCCGCGGCAUGGGCGGCCCUCCUCACCGCGACGGUGGCCGUCACGUCCUUCGCGCCGGAGCUCGCCUUCGUAUGGGCCGUCAUGCCGUCUUCGUCCUUCUCCAGCGCGUGUACUGCCGCGGCCGGCGGCCCGGCCGUGAGGGUCCCCACGGACGGGCCGCCGCGGGAGGUGGUGUGCGUCCCGGCGGGGCUCUUCGCGCGGUCGCGGAUGGACCUGGUGGUACCGCCCCUCUUCGCCGCCUUGGUCGUCGGCGGCUCCACUUGCUUCAUCCGGGCCGUCGGUCUGUGGGAGCCCGAGGAGGAAGCCAUCGCGUGAGGUGCGCUGAUUCGAGACCGUCCGAUCUGUGGAUCGAACGGCCCCAAUGCUAUGUAUACGCGCAUUAGUCGAGGAAGCUUCUUUCUGAUCCGAAAUGGAGAGAGAAUUAAUCGUGUCAUUAUAAACAUAAUUAUGU
Molecule: messenger RNA, 2009 nt
Organism: Musa acuminata subsp. malaccensis (wild Malaysian banana)
Lineage: Eukaryota; Viridiplantae; Streptophyta; Magnoliopsida; Zingiberales; Musaceae
Source: RefSeq, a predicted model, not a curated record